Messenger RNA from Solea senegalensis (Senegalese sole), 2150 nucleotides. RefSeq names its product microphthalmia-associated transcription factor-like. Gene Ontology annotation, molecular function: protein dimerization activity; DNA-binding transcription factor activity, RNA polymerase II-specific; RNA polymerase II cis-regulatory region sequence-specific DNA binding. Bases 146 to 1699 code for a protein of 517 amino acids. The transcript is spliced from 10 exons. Gene Ontology annotation, cellular component: nucleus. The record is from RefSeq and is a predicted model, not a curated record. Lineage: Eukaryota; Metazoa; Chordata; Actinopteri; Pleuronectiformes; Soleidae. Gene Ontology annotation, biological process: melanocyte differentiation; regulation of transcription by RNA polymerase II.
GCGUGAGGCGGCGACGCUGACAGCGGCGGCAGGGCACGGAGCGAAGUACGGCGGCUGCGGCGCACUCACACCGUCUGUCUGGUUUAGUAUGUGUAUAUGAGUGAGUGUUUUUUCAAGGUUUAACGUAAAGUUGACGUUCGAAAGCAUGCAGGCAGAAUCGGGAAUUGUUCCCGACUUCGAGGUGGGAGAUGACUUUCAGGAGGAACCGAAGACGUACUACGAACUGAAGAGUCAGCCCCUGAAAAGCAGCAGCCCAUCGGACCAGCAUGGCUCCUCCAAGCCCCCGCUGAGCUCCUCAGCCAUGACAUCACGCAUCCUGCUGCGGCAACAGCUGAUGCGGGAGCAGCUCCAGGAGCAGGAGCGGCGGGAGCAGCAGAGACAGCAGGCCGCCCAGUACCCACAAACCACAGCGUCCCAGACCCCCGCCAUCAACGUCACUGUCCCCGUCAGUUUGCCGCCUGCUGCACAGGUGCCGAUGGAGGUGCUGAAGGUGCAAACUCACCUGGAGAACCCAACCAAAUACCACAUCCAGCGCUCCCAGCAGCAGCAGGUGAAGCAGUAUCUGGGAAAGCUCGGUUCUCAGGUGUUGAGCUUGCCCUGCCCCAACCAGUCCUCUGACCACGGGGGCAUGCCGCCAGGGCCAGGCAACAGCGCCCCCAACAGCCCUAUGGCCUUACUGACCCUGAACUCUAACUGCGAGAAAGAGAUGGAUGAUGUCAUUGAUGACAUCAUCAGUCUGGAGUCCAGUUACAGUGACGAUAUCCUCAAUCUGAUGGACCCAGGACUUCAGAUGGCUAACACGAUCCCUGUGCCUGCUAACCUCAUGGACAUGUAUGGUAAUCAGGGUUUGUCCCAGCAAGGUCUGCCCAUCAGUAACUCCUGCCCUGCUAACCUGCCAAACAUCAAAAGGGAAUAUUCCGUUUCACAGUCCCCAGCUGUCAUGCAUAUGCUGGAUAAGUCUGGAUCCUGUGGCAAAUUUGACAACUAUCAAAGGCCUGACGGGUUCCCUGUGGAAGCUGAGGUCAGAGCAAUGGCAAAGGAAAGGCAGAAGAAAGACAACCACAAUUUGAUUGAAAGAAGAAGACGGUUUAACAUAAAUGAUCGAAUCAAGGAAUUGGGAACUUUAAUUCCAAAAUCCAACGAUCCGGACAUGCGCUGGAACAAAGGUACCAUUCUGAAGGCGUCAGUAGAUUAUAUCAGGAAGCUACAGCGCGAGCAGCAGAGGGCAAAGGAGCUGGAGAACCGCCAGAAGAAGCUGGAGCAUGCCAACCGACAUCUGAUGUUGAGGAUACAGGAGUUGGAGAUGCAGGCUCGGGCUCACGGUCUGGCCAUCACCUCCUCGGCGCUCUGCUCCGCCGAACUCGCAGCGCGGGGCAUCAAGCAGGAGCCCACGCUGGAGGACUGCCACCAGGACCUGUACACGUUCCACCCGCACCACCACCAACACCACCUGGCCUGCACCACCCCCGAACCACCGGGCACCCUGGAGCUCAGCGACGGCCACGUCAACUACCCGGAGAGCCACUACAGCGUGCACGGCAAGCCGGGCUCCAAACUCAACGACAUCCUCAUGGAAGACACCAUAUCGCCGGUGAGGGGGGGGGACCCCCUGCUCUCGUCCAUCUCCCCAGACACCUCCAAGGACAGUAGCCGCAAGAGCAGUGUGAGCAUGGAUGAGAAUGAGUCACAGGGCUGUUAGCACCCUCUACUGGGAGACACUUCACCUGCAGCAUACAUGUGUACGGUCCUGUCAGCUGGAGAAGCGCUCUCUCUCCUCGUUGUGUCAGUUGUUUAUUGUGGUUUUUUUUUUUUGUUUGUUUGUUUUUUUUAUCCCCAGUUUACAUGCAUCGAAUCUUCUCCAUUUGUAGUUUUUGUUUUUAUAAGAUCUUUGUCUUUUUAAGCCCUUGACCUUGAUUUCAAAGACUGGAUUUAAAAAAAAAAAAAGAAGUCUGUUUGCUUUAAUCAACACUUUGACAAUGAAGUUUUUAUAUUUAAAAUAUAUAUAUAUAUGCAUUUAUCUUUGGAUAGAGUCUAGAUUGUGUUUAUUUCAAUUGAUUCCAAAGAAUCUAGGGAAGUUCUAAAUCAUGGUCAGACGUGUAGGUAUUUUUUGUGGUGGAGAUGAACACUGCUUUUUAAAUCACUAGCAAUAA